Messenger RNA from Ceratitis capitata (Mediterranean fruit fly), 3895 nucleotides. Its product is annotated as nitric oxide synthase. The transcript is spliced from 17 exons. Lineage: Eukaryota; Metazoa; Arthropoda; Insecta; Diptera; Tephritidae. Bases 182 to 3724 code for a protein of 1180 amino acids. Gene Ontology annotation, molecular function: nitric-oxide synthase activity; flavin adenine dinucleotide binding; calmodulin binding. Gene Ontology annotation, biological process: nitric oxide biosynthetic process. The record is from RefSeq and is a predicted model, not a curated record.
UCAAAAUCAAAAAAAAAAAAAUAAAUAAAUAAAUAAAAAUUAAUAAAUAAAUACGAAUAACAUAAUUAUCCAAUUCUGUGAUAGUGUUGUGCUGACUCCUUUAAACUACAAAUAUAGAUUUAAAAACAAAACUUUUCUACGGUUUUUUUUUGGAAUUUAAUUAUUUACUCAAAACGAAGAAAUGCCUUCAACCACUUUGGGUAACAACGAUGACCUCGCUUUGGUCAUCGAUGAAGAGCUUGCACUGCAAUUGACCGAAUCCCAAGCUGAAAAGGGUGAGGAUGUGCUUGCCAACCGCUUGGAGGAUAUUAGCGAGCAUUUGAAGCAAAUAAAUCAACUCAAUCAAUUUAUGCAAUUGACCGAAGAAUUAAAUGAGCACAAGAAAAAUGAAGCGGGACCAUCCACAUCGAGAGGUUGUCCAAUAACGCAUAUGCAGCGUCCCAUACGUUUGAAGAAUAUUGAAGGAAAACCGGAAGUGUAUGACAAAUUGCAUUUGAAGGCGCAAGAGAAUUUAUCUUGCAACAACUCGAAAUGUAUGAGCAGUGUUAUGGGUUUCUAUACUGCUUCCUUGGAGCCGCGUCCACAACAAGAUGUACUUGAUCAAGCGAAGGACUUCCUAGAACAAUAUUUUACUUCAAUGAAAAAAGCCUCUAGUCCUCGUCAUGAAGCUAGAUGGAAUGAAGUGCAGAGGAGUAUUGAAGCCACCGGUGAAUAUCAAUUGACCGAAGCUGAGCUAACUUUUGGCGCUAAGGCAGCUUGGCGUAAUGCUUCACGUUGUAUUGGACGCAUUCAGUGGUCCAAAUUGAAGGUAUUCGACUGCCGUCAUGUAACCACCACUAGAGGUAUGUUCGAGGUCUUAUGCAAUCACAUCAAAUACGGCACAAACAAGGGUAAUAUUCGUUCUGCCAUUACAAUAUUCCCUCAGCGCACCGAUGGCCUUCACGAUUAUCGCAUUUGGAACAGUCAGCUAAUCUCCUAUGCUGGGUAUAGACAGAGCGACGGCACUAUUGUUGGAGACCCUAUCAAUGUUGAGUUUACAGAUGUUUGCUUAAAGAUGGGCUGGAAAAGUAAGGGCACAGAAUGGGAUAUUCUGCCGUUGAUAGUAUCAGCUAACGGUCAAGAUCCAGAACUGUUCGAAUAUCCAUCAGAUUUGAUAUUAGAAGUGCCUUUUUCUCAUCCAAAAUACGAAUGGUUUGCUGAGCUUGGUCUGCGGUGGUAUGCUCUACCCGCUGUCUCAUCGAUGAUGUUCGACGUUGGCGGUAUUCAAUUCACAGCUACAGCAUUCAGCGGUUGGUACAUGUCCACAGAAAUUGGUUGUCGCAACUUGUGCGAUACAAAUCGACGAAAUAUACUAGAGACCGUUGCAAAUAAAAUGGAACUUGAUACCCGCACCACUUCAUCUUUGUGGAAGGAUAAAGCUUUGGUUGAGGUCAAUUUGGCCGUUUUGCAUUCUUUCCAAACACGCAAUAUCACCAUCUUGGAUCAUCACACGGCUAGCGAGAACUUUAUGAAGCAUUUCGAAAACGAAUCCAAAAUACGCAACGGCUGCCCAGCUGAUUGGAUUUGGAUAGUUCCUCCACUAUCCGGUUCGGUAACACCGGUCUAUCAUCAAGAGUUCUCCCUUUACUAUUUGAGGCCAUCAUUCGAUUACCAGCAUCCUGCUUGGAAAGUACAUGUUUGGGAGAAAGAACGCGGUGAAAUUAAACCCAGGCGGAAAUUCAACUUCAAACAAAUUGCAAGAGCUGUUAUCUUCACCUCUAUCUUAUAUACACGCGCCUUGUCUAAGCGCAUAAAAGCCACUAUUUUGUAUGCCACUGAAACGGGCAAAUCCGAAAUAUACGCUAAGCAAUUGACCGAGCUGAUGGGCCAUGCAUUCCAUACACAAACUUACUGUAUGGCCGACUAUGAUAUAUCCAAAAUAGAGCAUGAGUCCCUCUUGCUGGUGGUGGCCUCUACAUUUGGUAAUGGUGAUCCACCAGAAAAUGGCGAGCUCUUCUCUCAAGAUUUGUACGAUUUGCGUGAGAAUGCGGAAACAGCUAAGGAUGAAAGCGUUGAUCUCACUUCAUCCAAAUACAAUCGCUUGAAUAUUGAUGAAUUAAAAAAAUCGGAGCCUUUGAGAAAAUUAAGCUUCGGCGUCUUCGCACUUGGUUCUACAACGUACCCGAACUUCUGCGCUUUCGGUAUUUACCUCGAUAGGAUUCUCGGCGAACUUGGUGGCGAGCGCCUCCUGGAGGUCACUUGCGGCGAUGAAAUGUGCGGUCAAGAACAAACUUUCCGCAAAUGGGCACCGGAAAUUUUCAAGUCUGCUUGCCAAACAUUCGAUUUGGAUUAUACUGAUGGCUUAUCUGAUGCAUUCCAUGAUGACACUCUAACCGCCAGUACAGUGCGCAUGGUGCCAUCACAGCGUGAAGGUACCGUCGAUCAAUUACUAUCGAAAUAUCACAAUAAGAAAGUGCAACGUUACAAGAUGAAAUCGGCACCACGCAACCUGACCAAGCUGGCCGACGAUGAAAAGCCCACAAUUUUGGUUGAAAUUUAUGCGCCCGGCUUAGAUUAUGAACCGGGUGAUCAUGUUGGUAUCUUCCCAGCCAAUCGCACGGACAUUGUAAACGGCGUGCUGAAACGUUUAACCGGUUUCGAAGAUCCAGAUGAGGUAUUGCAGGUGCAGGUGAUGCGAAAGAAGAAGACACCAAAUGGUACAUUCAAUUGUUGGGAACCACACGAUAAGAUACCCGCUGAGACACCACGCACACUCCUCACACACUUCUUUGACAUAACAACACCGCCACAGCAAGUUCUGCUGAAUUUAUUAGCCGACUUCUGUGAUGACAAUUACGACACAGAGCGUUUGCAAAAACUUGGCGCAGACUUUGCCGCUUAUGAAGAGUGGCGGCAAUUGCAUUUACCCACACUACUCACAGUGCUGGAGCAAUUCCGUUCAUGCAAGCCACCAGCGGGUUUGCUCUUCGGUAAUCUCAUGCCAUUACAGUCUCGUUUCUAUUCCAUUUCAUCAUCGCCACGUAAGGUCAUUAACGAGAUCCAUUUAACGGUGGCGGUUGUUAAGUAUAAAAACCAACGUGGGAACGAACGUUACGGUGUCUGCUCGAACUAUUUGGCCAAUAUGGAAGCACAAGAGCCAUUGUACUUCUUUGUGCGCAGUGCGCCCGGUUUCCAUUUGCCUAAGGAUUCAUCGGAGCCGAUGGUAUUGAUUGGUCCUGGUACUGGUAUUGCACCAUUCCGCUCAUUCUGGCAAGAGUUGGAGGUAUGGCGUGAGCUGAAGAUGCAACGUUCGAAGGUCUGGCUCUUCUUUGGUUGUCGGACGUUGGAGAUGAAUUUGUAUGCCGAAGAAAAGGCGCUACUGCAGCGUGAAAAGAUUUUGGAUCGUGUUUUCCUCGCACUCUCACGUGAACCAGAUACGCCCAAGACCUAUGUUCAGCACCAGAUUGAAAGAGAAUUCGAUUCACUCUACCAACUGAUUGUCGAGCAGAAAGGACACAUUUACGUUUGCGGUGACGUUACAAUGGCUGAGGAUGUCUAUCAGACAAUUAGGAACUGCAUUGCUAUAAAGGAACAGAAAUCGGAAGCGGAAGUGGAGGCAUUUUUACUUACGUUAAGACAUGAAAACCGCUACCACGAAGAUAUCUUCGGCAUCACUUCGCAUGCUGGUGAGGCGCGUAAUAAGUCCACACUUCGCCGCGGCUCGCGUACAUUAAAUGCUUUGUAGGCUGCUUUCCGACAUAACCUCAGAAUUUCUUAAACGGCUGUAUAACUACAAAAACAAACAAAAUGCUGGCAGUGCUGGUCACUUGACAUAUUUAAAAAAAAAAAAAAAAAAAAAACUAUUUACAAUUACUAUAUACAUUAUUACUCAUUAACAUACAACACAUACAUACUU